AUCAGAUCUUAGUAACAUUAGCAUUAGAAACAUCUAGAAGUGUCUAAAAAUGAUCUCUAAGGUUUUGUGCAUCGCGGCCCUUGCAGCUGUAGUGGUUGCUUACCACGACAAUGGUCAUGGGCACGGACAUGCUUUCUCAUCGCAGCACAUCUCUCGUCACGACGGACCCGCUGAAGUGGUGCAUGUACAAGGCCACGAUGGCAAAGGGCAUGGACACGAUGGUGGUCACGGACACGGAUCUAUUGACUACUAUGCGCACCCUAAAUACGAGUUUGACUACAAAGUAGAGGACCCUCAUACCGGUGACAAGAAGCACCAACACGAGUACAGAGAUGGUGAUGUGGUGAAGGGCGUGUACAGCCUGCACGAGCCCGACGGCUCUAUCAGAGUUGUUGAGUACCACGGCGACAAGCACAGCGGUUUCCAUGCCGACGUGAAGCACAGCACUCACCAUAUUGUGCCUAAACACGAGCAUCACUAAAUGAAUUCGUCCAAUGACACGUUGUACAUAAAUGUUGAUAAUUUUUGUUUAUACUGUUGUUGUCUGUUUCUUGUUGAAUAAUGUAUGAAAGAACUAUUCCGUUUUUUAUCGUUUUGUUACAAUUUUAGUACAAAUAAAAUGUUGUUUAUAUUC
Molecule: messenger RNA, 634 nt
Organism: Papilio polytes (common Mormon)
Lineage: Eukaryota; Metazoa; Arthropoda; Insecta; Lepidoptera; Papilionidae
Product: adult-specific cuticular protein ACP-20-like
Exons: 4
Coding region: 50-481 (143 amino acids)
Cellular component (GO): extracellular matrix
Source: RefSeq, a predicted model, not a curated record